This is a messenger RNA of Rhinolophus ferrumequinum (greater horseshoe bat), 2208 nucleotides long. RefSeq names its product neuraminidase 2 (gene NEU2). Gene Ontology annotation, cellular component: cytoplasm; lysosome; membrane. The transcript is spliced from 3 exons. The coding region runs from base 6 to 1196 and encodes 396 amino acids. Lineage: Eukaryota; Metazoa; Chordata; Mammalia; Chiroptera; Rhinolophidae. The record is from RefSeq and is a predicted model, not a curated record. Gene Ontology annotation, molecular function: exo-alpha-sialidase activity. Gene Ontology annotation, biological process: oligosaccharide catabolic process; ganglioside catabolic process.
ACCCCAUGUGGGACGACAGGCCACCCCAAUCUCAACUGGCUGACGUGUGGGGCCCCAUGGCAUCCUGCCCCGUCCUGCAGAAGGAGAGGGUGUUCCAAUCGGGCUCGCACGCCUACAGAAUCCCCGCUCUGCUCUACCUGCCACAGCAGAAGACCCUGCUGGCCUUUGCAGAGAAGCGGCUGAGCAAGAAGGAUGAGCACGCACUGCUGGUCGUCCUGCGCAGAGGAAGCUAUGAUGCGUCCACUCACCAGGUCCGGUGGCACGCUCAGGAGGUGGUGGCCCAAGCCCAGCUGGAGGGCCACCGGUCCAUGAACCCUAGCCCGUUGUAUGACGAGAAGACAGGGACUCUCUUCCUCUUCUUCAUCGCCAUCCCCAAGCAAGUGUCUGAGCACCACCAGCUCCACACAAGGGUCAACGUGACCCGGCUCUGCCAAGUUACCAGCACGGACCACGGGAGGUCCUGGAGUCCCGCCAGUGACCUCACCAGCUCUGCCAUUGGCCCCGCCCACAAGGAAUGGGCCACUUUCGCGGUGGGCCCGGGGCACUGCCUGCAGCUGCACAAUGAGACGCAGAGCCUGGUGGUGCCAGCCUAUGCCUACCGGAAUGUGCACACCCACCGGGGGCCUUGCCCCUUUGCUUUCUGCUUCCUCAGCCACGACCACGGGCUCACGUGGGAAAGAGGCAACUUUGUCGCCCAGGACACCCUGGAGUGCCAAGUGGCUGAGGUGGGGGGUGCGAAACAGAGGGUGGUGUAUCUGAACGCUAGAAGCCCCCUCCGAGUCAGGGUCCAGGCUGAGAGUACCAAUGACGGGCUCGAUUUCCAGGGGACCCAGCCAGUGCAGAAGCUUGUGGAGCCUCCCCACGGCUGCCAUGGGAGCAUCAUCAGCUUCCCCAUCUCCAGCAAGGGGUCCCACUCCUUGGACAGGUGGCUGCUCUACACUCACCCGACCGAUCCCCAGCAGAGGUCCAACCUGGGCGUCUACCUCAACACGCGGCCCCCGGCCCCCGACGCCUGGUCCCUGCCGGCCCUGCUGGCCAAGGGGAGCUGUGCCUACUCGGACCUCCAGGGCCUGGGCACUGGCCCGGAUGGCUCACCUCAGUUUGGGUGUCUGUACGAAUCAGAUAAUUAUGAGGAGAUUGUCUUCGUCAUGUUCACCCUGAAACAAGCCUUCCCAGCUGAAUUUUCACCUCAGUGAGCCCACCACGUGUUCCCCAAGGGCUCCUACUGGCCUGGACCCCCCUUUCUUGGCUCUUGGUUCCCAUCACUGAAAGUGUGAGGCUGCCUCUUGCCCUCCUUUGUGGUUUCAUCUUCUCAGAGGAUUCUAUUUUCAGCCCAGAAAACGAAGGAACCUGACUUGGCGGAGCCCCUUGCCAGGGCCAGCCCGGGGAGCUCUGCGUGGCUCAGCCUGCCUGCUCCGCAGGCCACCAGCUUCUGGGCACGUCUGGAUACAUUAUCUAGGGCGCCCCGUUCUUCUUGGGAAAUGCUCCUUGUGUUCGCCUGGGAAAGGUUGAGACAAUGAUGUAAAUUAGCAGAGGUGUGUGUUUGUGUGUGUGUCCUUGGUAAUGCUUUAUGGCAGACAGGGUGGGGAACAGCUUUGCAGGGAGCUAAGGCGGGGUCUAGGAAAAUCAAGCUAGUUUAAGUCAUUGGGUCAGCUUCCCAAGGUUGCCAUAACAAAUUACCACGAACUUGAUGGCUUAAAACAACAGAAAUUUAUUCUCUCACAGUUCUGAAGGAUGGAUGUCCAAAAUCAAGGUGACUGAAAGGCUGUGUUUGCUCCCAAGGUUUUAGGGUAGAAUCCUUCCUGGCCUCUUCCAGCUUCUGGAGGCCCUGGUAUUCCUUUGCUCAUGACUAUAUAACUUUAAUGCCUCUAUUUUCAAUGGCUUUCUCCUCUGUCUCUUGUGUUUUCUCUUCUGUCUCUUCUCAGGACACUUGUCACUGAAUUGCACACUUGAAUAAUCCAGGGUGAUCCUUCCCUUAAUUACAUGUGCAAAGACUCUUUUCCAAAUAACAUCAUAGAUUCAUAGGGGGUUAGAACACGGAUAUGGCUUUUGGGGGAUACCAUUCAAUGCAGCAUAGUCAUAAUAAGUUAUUUUUGUAUAGGUGACGUGGCUAAAAGUACAAAUGAAAUUCAGAUGAAUCAGAUAAAUCAGGAUAAUGGAGAGGGCAGCAGGGGGUGAGCUGUUUAAUGUGCCUGUGACACAGCUACU